AUGCCAUACAAAGAAAUCGACUACUCAGGUGCUAAGAAAUCACUAUCAAACUCAGACGGCUCUCCUCUCGUUGUUUCCACGCCAAACGGGAACGUGAUGCUCGAGAUCCAGGGCGAACUGAUACUACCAAGUGCCAAACCUCGAGGCUUAACACCUGAAGAGGAAUCCAAAUACGUGGCCAUUGAUGGUGUGAACCAUGCUGUCAAGAUAGGUAGACUGGAGCUAAAUGGGAAUAAAGCCACGCUAUUUAUUGGUACUUCUCAAAGGUUAUUGGGUGAUGUGAAGAAAUUGAAUCCUCCAAUUGGUGUUCUUAGGUUACCAAAUGAUGCUGUAGAUGAUGCAAAAAUCAAAAUGGUUGAUAUAAUAAAACACAAGAUUAUCUUUACAGGAAGACCAUUACCGAUCAUGUGA
Messenger RNA from Hansenula anomala, 411 nucleotides. RefSeq names its product Ctf8p (gene CTF8). The record is from RefSeq and is a predicted model, not a curated record. The transcript has a single exon. Lineage: Eukaryota; Fungi; Ascomycota; Saccharomycetes; Phaffomycetales; Wickerhamomycetaceae. The coding region runs from base 1 to 411 and encodes 136 amino acids. Gene Ontology annotation, biological process: mitotic sister chromatid cohesion. Gene Ontology annotation, cellular component: Ctf18 RFC-like complex.